Messenger RNA from Telopea speciosissima, 2358 nucleotides. Its product is annotated as transmembrane E3 ubiquitin-protein ligase FLY2-like. The record is from RefSeq and is a predicted model, not a curated record. Gene Ontology annotation, molecular function: zinc ion binding. Bases 272 to 2026 code for a protein of 584 amino acids. The transcript has 15 exons. NCBI's taxonomy places the organism in Eukaryota, Viridiplantae, Streptophyta, Magnoliopsida, Proteales, Proteaceae.
UUUAACUGCCCCUUUGUCUUUUAAUUUUUCUAAAGUUCUGCUCUGUGGUUCAGCUAAUAGCUGGUGGGGGUGUUCCUUGUUCCGGCUUAGUUGUUUUGGUUUAAUCGUUCGUUGAGCUCUCCCUUUCUGUUGUCGAUCUUGUGUCGUUGGUUGCUACUUCCUAUGGUUGACUCCACUUGAAGCAACCGCUUUCUUCUUCAAUUCUUCUCUUUUUCAUGGGUUUCAUUCCGUUCUGUUCGAUUCUUCCUGAAGAUCAGCUAAUUAAGCGGUUAUGUUUGGCGGAAAUACGGAUUUGAAUUUUGAAGGUGAUACUAAAAUGAUCAGGAGAGAAAAUUCAGAUUAUAUGCAGCUCAAGAGAGAGAAAAGGGUUUCGUUCUUCGAUGCCUUACUGGGGCUCUGGGUUGUUUUUGCUUUAUUUAGGCCGGUCAAUGCCCUGAGACCUCUAAGGGAGAAGUCCCGUUCUUGGGGUGACGAGUGGUUAUUUAUUAGAAGAGAUGAAAAUGAUCUGGGCCCAUAUUCUAAUUGGAAUAUCACAGGAACAUACAAAGGCACUUGGAGCUUCCUAGAUUCCACCAAGAGCUCUUCCAGAUUUCCAGAUUUUGGAAAAUCUAAUGGAAUUUCUAUCUUUGAAUUAGUCAGUACCCCAACAAAGAUUGCUGGAGUCCAUUAUGUGCAGGGAGUGCUUAUUUUCCAGGAUGUGUUCGACGAUGAGCGUGAAGGUGGAGCUGCUCAAAUGAGGGUCGAAGGUGUAUAUAUAUGGCCUUUCAGACAACUUAGAAUGGUAGUCAGUAGUGGAAAAGAAGGAGAGCUGGGGCAAGAAGAAGAUUAUUUUUUGGCUACUCCAUAUCACUUGCUGGGAGUUUUCUCAUCUCAGGUGUUUCAAAAGUCUCCUAUUGAUAAAACUUGGCGAAGGAAAAACUCAGCUAUAUACGAUCUGGAGAAACGUUGUAAUUUAGAAAUUGCAGCUCAAAUUACACGUGUAUCGUCGGGCCAAAGUGAUGGAGAUCAUGAUCGUUAUCAGUUGCAGGGAUUAAUAGAGAGCCAAACUUCUGAUGAUGAGGGAGAGUGCUUCUCAUCCAUAGUAUUAAAUGCUACUUCUGUCAACAUUGAGGUCUACUACAACAAAGCAGUCAACUAUACCUUGAUGGUCACCUUCGUCUCUUUCCUUCAAGUUCUUCUGUUAAUUCGACAAAUGGAACAUAGCAACACCCAAUCUGGAGCAGCUAAAGUUUCAAUUUUAAUGAUUGGGCAACAGGCCAUCAUGGAUGCUUAUCUUUGUCUUUUACAUCUAACUGCAGGAAUAUUAGUUGAAUCCCUGUUUAAUGCUUUUGCCACAGCUGCCUUCUUCAAGUUUGUUGUCUUUUCUAUUUUUGAGAUGAGAUAUCUUCUUGCAAUAUGGAAGGCCAGUAGACCUUUGAGUAAUGGAGAAGGUUGGGAGACAGUGAGACGAGAGCUUUCCGUUCUUUACAGUCGCUUCUAUGGGAUUCUUCUAGGAGGAAUUUUAGCCAUGUAUGAGUUUCAUAAUUAUCUACGGCCGAUUCUUCUACUUCUAUACUCCUUUUGGAUACCUCAAAUCAUCACUAAUGUUGUCCGUGAUUCGAGGAAACCAUUACAUCCUCAUUACAUAGUAGGCGUGACAGUCACACGGCUUGCAAUUCCAUUAUAUGUCUUCGGUUGCCCAAAUAACUUCAUGCGAAUUGAACAUGACAAGAACUGGUGCAUAUGUUUGGGGUUAUUCAUGGGACUUCAAGCAUCAAUUCUUCUUUCCCAACACUAUCUCGGAUCUCGGUGGUUCAUUCCCCGUCAGAUUUUACCUGAGAAAUAUAGCUAUUAUAGAAGAUUUGAUCAGGAUACAACUCAUGCUACUGACUGUGUCAUUUGCAUGACUGCCAUUGAUCUUACACAACGGCCCAAUGACUGCAUGGUUACACCAUGUGACCAUUUCUUCCACUCUGGUUGUUUACAAAGGUGGAUGGAUAUAAAGAUGGAAUGCCCCACUUGCCGGCGUCCCCUGCCACCCGCUUAGAUCCUCCUGCCCUGUUUGUAUAUUCUUAGAAUCAACUAACACUGCCCACUCUGAACACUGUUGCGGUAGGCAAAUAACACCAAAUUCUGCAUGAUCACUUCCACACAAGAUAUCUUAGAUAAUUCUGAAUUCAAACUUUUGGAGGCUUAUUGGGCCUGUUUAUGUUUGUCAUAAUCUUGGUAUGAACAGUAUGUUGUAUAUACUGUUCAGGUAAAAUUUUGUCAUUUACAUAACAGGGAUGAGUCCUUCCCAAUUCUGUAUUUAAUUCUCGUUGGGUUAGGAACCCCCUGAAUGUGUUCUUUGUUCUAAUUAAAUUGCGAAAUUUUUAGAAA